CCAGGAGCCAACAAACGCAAGGCCACCGCCGCCUCCGCAGUCGCCGUUCUGCGAUCCCCUCCUCCGCCGCCGCCCUGAGAGAUGGCGAAGGCGUUUUACGCGGUGGGGUUCUGGAUCCGGGAGACCGGCCAGGCCCUCGACCGCCUCGGCUGCCGCCUCCAGGGCAACUACUUCUUCCACGAGCAGAUUUCAAGGCAUCGCACACUUAUGAACAUCGUUGAUAAAGGCCCUCAUGUUCACAGGGAGGCAUUUGUUGCUCCAAGUGCGUCCCUUACCGGUGAUGUUCAAGUUGGACAAGGGUCUUCAAUUUGGUAUGGAUGCGUUUUAAGAGGUGAUGCGAAUAAUGUCCAAAUUGGAUCUGGGACCAAUAUACAGGACAAUUCUGUUGUGCAUGUGGCAAAAUCUAAUUUAAGUGGGAAAGUCUUUCCAACCAUCAUCGGUGACAAUGUCACAGUAGGACAUAGUGCUGUAUUACAAGGAUGCACUGUUGAGGAUGAAGCUUUUGUUGGCAUGGGGGCAACCCUGUUAGAUGGCGUUGUUGUGGAAAAGCACGGGAUGGUUGCUGCUGGAGCCCUUGUAAGACAGAACACAAGGAUCCCUUGCGGAGAGGUAUGGGGUGGAAACCCUGCAAAAUUUCUGAGGAAACUCACAGAUGAGGAGAUCGCUUUUAUUGCGGAAUCGGCUGCCAAGUAUUCCACCUUAGCUAAGGAACAUGCUGCUGAGAACGCUAAGCCUUUGGAAUCGAUUGAGUUUAUGAAGGUGUUGCGCAAGAAGUUUGCUCACCAGGACGAGGAAGACGAUUCAAUGCUUGGUGUCACUCGAGAGGCUUCUCCGGAGCUGGCGCCGUCCAGUGCUACUCCUGCCCAAUAAGCUUAUUAUCUGUUCCUCUCUUCUUUUUUUCCUUUGGUGCCUUCACCCUCUUCCGUUAGAUGGUUGAAGUGGACACUGUUCAACGAGUUUGGCAGUUUAUGUUUACUUCCCCAAUAAUCUUGGGUCGAGCAAUGUUCCAAAGCUGGCCAUGUACUUCUUCAGUUUCUGUAUUCCAUAUGUUUAAGAUGCGCUCUAUGGAACAAACAGAAUCAUUGCACACAAAUUUGCGAGUACCUUGUGCAAUGGAGGCAGCAUAUCAACGUA
Messenger RNA from Lolium rigidum, 1134 nucleotides. RefSeq names its product gamma carbonic anhydrase 1, mitochondrial-like. Lineage: Eukaryota; Viridiplantae; Streptophyta; Magnoliopsida; Poales; Poaceae. The transcript is spliced from 5 exons. Bases 82 to 870 code for a protein of 262 amino acids. The record is from RefSeq and is a predicted model, not a curated record.